This is a messenger RNA of Iphiclides podalirius (scarce swallowtail), 282 nucleotides long. The record is from the annotation of a GenBank genome assembly. NCBI's taxonomy places the organism in Eukaryota, Metazoa, Arthropoda, Insecta, Lepidoptera, Papilionidae.
AUGCGGCAGCAACAGGCGGUCGAGGAGGCGGAGCCUAGCUGGUGGGUACUGCGCAGAAGCAACCCGUCACCAUGGCAACGCCUCCUCAAAAUGUUUGUGAUCACACCGAACACCUAUAGAAAGCCCAUGGAAAUUUGUAUCGGACGGCUCAACUGGCUGGAGUGGAUAAGUCCGAGCCCGCUCCCCCCUGCUCUAACGCAACGUUCAGCGCAAUCCAUCUUGCCGGAUAUUCUCAGGAUCUGCGUGUCACAACUAACAUUAAGGCGAGUGUACACCGGGCCU